AUGUCCAGCACCACUCCCUUGCCAGUCACCUCAGCAAUCAGAGUGGUUGCUUUUCUCCUGAAGGACCAUGUUGCCUGUGACAUUGCCGAAUCUGCAGCCACACAACUCACAGAUGCGCUCACCCCCUGGCUGGUCGACCAUGUGGUGGCCGCCAUCGCCCCCCAGGUGGCACGCGUACACACCUCAUCAAAAACCAUGGCAUCCACACUGGAACAGGCAGAGCGGGUGCUCAGCAUGUUGGAAAGGGAGAAAACCGAGAAGGAAAGCAACAUUACAGUGGCAGCAGAGAGAAUCGAGGAAGCUGCCAAUAUCCUCUUCUCAUCAGUAGAAGACUGCCAAAAUGUAGUAAAGGCACUCUCCCCCUCCCUGGAGGCUACACAGAACCACCUCAAUCUCCUCUCCACUCAAAUCUCAACUCUACCCUCCAAGACCACCUCAUUGCCCCAGCCAUCUUACAGCUCUGUAGUGGCCUCUCAACUCCAACCAUCAGUAGACAAGGCAGUAGGCAGAGCCGCUAUCCGUGCAUGUCAGGUUCUUCUAGACCCCAUGCUGGGGGAAACCCUGUUUCCCCCCAACAUGUCGAACUCCGACAUCGCCAAGAAACUGAAAGAAGCACUCAUGAAGGCCAGAGACAACUCCACCCCGCCGGGAAGCAUCAGGGCAGUAAUGGCACUGCGCAAUGGGGGUAUUGUGAUUGAAAUGGAGUCCGAAAGCCUAGCAAAAUGGAUGAACAGCCCAUUGGGCAGAACCGCACUGGAAAGCAACAUGGAAUCAGCUAUUGAAGCUGUCGGAUUCCUAUGCCAAGUCGAGUGGGAAAACGGCCUUG
This is a messenger RNA of Suillus paluster, 826 nucleotides long. RefSeq lists its product as uncharacterized. The transcript has 2 exons. The record is from RefSeq and is a predicted model, not a curated record. NCBI's taxonomy places the organism in Eukaryota, Fungi, Basidiomycota, Agaricomycetes, Boletales, Suillaceae. The annotation marks the transcript as partial.